CCCCUCUCUAAACACUUCACAUUCAGAGUCGUCUUAUACGUAACUUAUCACGGACAUCACACAUCGUUCAUUUUUAUAAUCACAUAUUAUAUUAAUGCCACUUAGAACGAAACAAUUUGUAACAUUUAUCACAUUUCGAAAGUACUUGCAAUCAAAAAUGAACAAUGAAAGAUGUAUUAGCAUUCAUUCUGAUACACACACAGAGGUUUAUGAUAUUCCAAUGAACGUACUUAUCCGACCAAUUCCUCCAAUUGUCGAUGAAGAAAAGGUACAAAGCUUAAUGAAUACAUUGAACGACCCUGAAACAGUAUCAUUGGUACCGCCAAUCGAUGUUUUAUGGAUUAAAGGAAGCGAAGGCGGCGAUUAUUAUUACUCUUUUGGCGGAUGUCAUCGAUAUACAGCCCAUCAAAGACUUGGAAGACCAUUCAUAAGAGCGAAACUAAUACAAUCUACAAUAACGGACUUAAAAUCUUAUUUAGGCGGAUCUACCCCCAAUUUAAAAUAGCCGUAUUUGUAUGUGUUAUCUAUAAAUUCUAUACUGGUAUGUCUAUGGAAAAUGAAUUGAUUUAUUUAUUAAUGCGCUGUACUUUAUUAACUAUUUUGUUAAUGUAAUUUUAAUGUUAACAUUUAUUUCAAAUCUUUAUACUUUGUUCAGAUUAUAAGUACACUGUAUGUAAAAUUUUCGUAUUUUGUACUACAUUUGUGUAAAAUGAAUCAAACUUUGAUAUGAUAAAAUAGUAGAUAAAAUAAACUAUAUAUGAUAAAAAGUU
Bombus huntii is the source of this 770-nucleotide messenger RNA. Its product is annotated as sulfiredoxin-1. Gene Ontology annotation, biological process: cellular response to oxidative stress. Bases 95 to 505 code for a protein of 136 amino acids. Gene Ontology annotation, cellular component: cytoplasm. The transcript is spliced from 4 exons. Lineage: Eukaryota; Metazoa; Arthropoda; Insecta; Hymenoptera; Apidae. The record is from RefSeq and is a predicted model, not a curated record. Gene Ontology annotation, molecular function: sulfiredoxin activity.